Molecule: messenger RNA, 784 nt
Organism: Anas platyrhynchos (mallard)
Lineage: Eukaryota; Metazoa; Chordata; Aves; Anseriformes; Anatidae
Source: the annotation of a RefSeq genome assembly
AUGGCACACCAAGCACACUCCUACCACAUAGUCGACCCCAGCCCCUGACCAAUCUUUGGAGCUGCCGCCGCCUUACUCACAACCUCAGGGCUAGUCAUGUGAUUCCACUACAACUCAUCUAUCCUGCUAGCCGCCGGCCUCUUAUCAAUGCUCCUAGUGAUACUCCAAUGAUGACGGGACAUUGUCCGAGAGAGCACCUUCCAAGGCCACCACACACCUACAGUCCAAAAAGGCCUACGAUACGGCAUAAUCCUCUUCAUCACAUCCGAAGCUUUCUUCUUCCUAGGAUUUUUCUGGGCAUUCUUCCACUCAAGCCUAGUACCAACCCCCGAACUAGGCGGCCAAUGACCCCCAGCGGGCAUCAAACCGCUCAACCCCAUAGAAGUCCCGCUACUAAACACAGCCAUCCUCCUAGCCUCAGGCGUAACUGUCACAUGAGCCCACCACAGCAUCACAGAAGGAAACCGAAAACAUGCCAUCCACGCCCUAACAUUGACGAUUCUCCUAGGAUUCUACUUCACCGCCCUACAAGCAAUAGAGUACCAUGAAGCCCCAUUCUCAAUCGCCGACAGCGUCUACGGCUCCACUUUCUUUGUUGCCACCGGAUUCCACGGACUCCACGUGAUCAUCGGAUCCACCUUCCUAACCGUCUGCCUCCUCCGACUAAUCAAAUUCCACUUCACAUCAGACCACCACUUCGGAUUUGAAGCCGCAGCCUGAUACUGACACUUCGUAGACGUUAUCUGACUAUUCCUCUAUAUAACCAUCUACUGAUGAGGAUCUU